AUGUGCUGCAUCUGGGGAGAAAGAUGUAAUGAGGAGGGUGAGCAGGAGAAGGGAGGAGAAGGCAAAAGGAGGAAGAGGAAAAGGGAGGAAGAGUUAUUUCAGGAGGAGAAAGAGGAGGAGGUGAACAUGAAAGAGGAGAGGUGCGAUCUGAACGGAAACAACCUGACCGUCAUCACCAAGGCAGACUUCACUGGUCUCAAACACCUCAGAGUCCUUCAUCUGAUGGAGAACCAGAUCAGUAACAUUGAGAGAGGAGCUUUCGAUGAACUGAAGGAGCUGGAGAGACUUCGCCUCAACAAGAACCACCUGACCCAACUCCCAGAGCUGCUGUUUCAGAAGAACGAAGGCCUGUCUCGACUACCAGACGCACUGAUCUUGGUGCAGACUUUCAUUUUCACAGACACGGAGGAUGAGGAUUUACGUUCAGAAGGUUACAACAUGGUGGUAACAGGCUGCCAGUCUGACCACAGCCAGCAGGCUCUGUCCUGCAAGAUGUCUGCCGAGUACGAUGGCUUCAUGACCUCAGACAAGAGGUGGUUUUGCCAUGUGGACGAUGAUAACUAUGUGAACCCGGAGGCACUCCUCUCCCUGCUAUCGGCCUUUCCCCAGAACAGUGACAUCUACGUGGGAAAACCGAGCCUGGACAAACCCAUCACUGCACAUGAACUGCUGGAGGGCAAUGCAACGAGGGAGGUGCGCUUCUGGUUCGCUACAGGAGGAGCAGGAUUCUGUCUGAGUCGACGGCUGGCGGAGAAGAUGGCGCCAUGGGCGAGCGGCUCAAGGUUCGAGCAGACGUCAGCAACGAUCCGUCUCCCUGACGACUGUACGGUGGGUUUCAUCGUAGAGAAGAGGCUCGGCAUCUCCAUGGUUCACUGUCCUUUAUUUCACUCCCACCUGGAAAACCUGCUGCUCAUCAGCCACAGAAGCAUCCCACACCAGGUGACUCUGAGCUACGGGAUGUUUGAGAACAAGAUGAACAGCAUUGAGGUGAAAGGAAGCUUCUCUAAGGAGGAAGACCCCUCCAGGUUUAAGACUGUCCACUGCAUCCUGUAUCCUUUCACCAGCUGGUGUCCUUGAACUCCUCGUGGAAAACUACAACUUAAAAACACAAAUGAGACAAGACUGGUAAUCCUGCUGGAUGAAGAACUUUUCCUGGAUAUUUUCUGAGGUCAGAGGAAACUGAUGGAUUUAAUUUGAUGGAAUAAUACGAGACGCAGACACCAGAACUGGAAAAUCAAAAAAAAGGUGCUUCGGACAACAGAGGACUCAACAAUAACAGUCUGGGUCCUCGGCACUUGCUUAUAAUAAACCCAGCUAGCAGGGAACCUUCCCACAUCAUUGGCUAACGUUACCUACAAGUUGCAAUAAUGUUUUAAAG
Messenger RNA from Plectropomus leopardus (leopard coralgrouper), 1378 nucleotides. Lineage: Eukaryota; Metazoa; Chordata; Actinopteri; Perciformes; Serranidae. The record is from RefSeq and is a predicted model, not a curated record.